UCAUCUGUCUUCUCCUCAGGUGACCAGGCAUUGAUGCACCCCCAGGAAGCCCACGCACUCAAGGAGGCUGUCCCCUCUGGCUGCUGCUCACAUGGUUUCUGGGCCCCUGGCACUCCGGUGGUACGCGUGGGCAGGGCGUGGGGAUAUGGGGCCCGACAUGGAGCUGCCCAGCCACUCAAAACAGCUCCUGCUGCAACUGAACCAACAGAGGACCAAGGGCUUCCUCUGUGAUGUUAUCAUCAUGGUGGAGAACUCCAUUUUCCGGGCCCACAAGAAUGUCUUGGCUGCUAGCAGCAUCUACUUCAAGUCCCUGGUUCUGCACGACAACCUCAUCAACCUGGACACAGAUAUGGUCAGCUCCACGGUGUUCCAGCAGAUCUUGGACUUCAUCUACACGGGCAAGCUGCUGCCCAGCGACCAGCCUGCUGAGCCUAACUUCAGCACUCUCCUCACUGCCGCUAGCUACCUCCAGCUGCCUGAGUUGGCAGCAUUCUGUCGCCGCAAACUCAAGCGGGCUGGUAAGCCCUUUAGCUCUGGACGGGUAGGAGCCACCAGCAUGGGGCGGCCGCCCCGCAGCCAGCGACUGUCCACAACCUCUGUCAUCCAGGCUCGGUAUCCAGGGCUCGUGGAUGGGCGAAAGGGGGCCCAUGCACCCCAGGAGCUUCCCCCAGCCAAAGGCUCAGAUGAUGAGCUGUUCCUUGGUGGCUCCACUCAGGAGAGCACGCACAGCUUGGGCCUGGGGGGCUGUAGCAGCAGCACCAAUGGGAGCAGUGGAGGCUGUGAGCAGGAGCUGGGCCUGGACCUUUCCAAGAAAAGCCCACCCCUGCCUACUACCACCCCUGGCCCCCACCUCACUCCUGAUGACCCAGCCCAGCUGAGUGAUAGCCAGCAUGGCUCACCUCCCUCAUCCUCUGCCCUGCCUGUUGCCAACAGUGCCUCUUACACUGAGCUGGGUGGCACCCCUGAUGGAUCAAUGGAUUUGGAUGGAGCUGAAGACAACCACCUUGGCUUGCUGGAGGGACCAGGCGGGCAGCCUCGGAAGAGCCUCCGGCACUUGGGUCGAAAGAAGGAAUGGAGCAAGAAGGAGCCCACGGCUGGUUCUCCCUUUGAGCGAAGAGAAGCUGGGCCCAAGGGCCCCUGCUCUGGAGAGGAGGGCGAGGGGCUUGGGGACAGGGUUCCUAAUGGCAUCUUGGCUGGCAACAUUGGUGGGGGUGGCUCCAAUGUGCCCUAUGGGGAACCCCCGUAUCCCUGCAAAGAAGAAGAGGAAAAUGGCAAGGACGGGAGUGAGGACAGUGGGCAAAGUGGAAGUGAGGGGGGCAGUGGCCAUACAGGUGCCCAUUACAUGUAUCGGCAGGAGGGCUAUGAGACGGUGUCAUAUGGUGACAACCUGUAUGUAUGCAUCCCCUGCGCCAAAGGUUUUCCCAGCUCUGAGCAGCUCAAUGCCCAUGUGGAGACGCACACAGAAGAAGAGUUGUUCAUCAAGGAGGAGGGAGCCUAUGAGACAGGAAGUGGGGGUGCUGAGGAAGAGGCUGAGGACCUGUCCGCGCCCAGUGCAGCGUAUGCAGCAGAGGCCCGGCCCUUCAAGUGCUCUGUCUGUGAGAAGACCUACAAGGACCCAGCCACUCUGCGGCAGCACGAGAAGACGCACUGGCUGACACGGCCCUUUCCCUGCAACAUCUGUGGCAAGAUGUUCACACAGCGUGGCACUAUGACACGCCACAUGCGGAGCCACUUGGGCCUGAAGCCCUUUGCCUGUGAUGAAUGUGGCAUGCGCUUCACCCGCCAGUACCGCCUCACUGAGCACAUGCGUGUACACUCAGGCGAGAAGCCUUAUGAGUGCCAGCUCUGCGGGGGCAAGUUCACCCAGCAGCGCAACCUGAUCAGCCACCUGCGCAUGCACACCUCCCCCUCCUAGAAGCCAAAGACCCGUGGGUACCCUCUCAGACUCACCAUCCGGGAACCCACAGAAAGAGAAGCAAGGCGGCAUGGUGGAAGGGACCGGAGCCCAAGGUCCAGCUGUAGGCUCCUGGUGGCCCUCUAGCCCAGCCUCCCCACACUCAGAGCUUUAAUCAACAGUCUGUACCAAGAGAAGCCAAGAGGAGAGAAGCCGGAAGACCCACCCCUGUGCAUGUGGUGCUGGUGACCAUUCUACCUCCCUGCCCCACCCAGGGUCCCAGCUCCCUGCAGGGGCAGCCGCAGAGCUGGUGGGAGUGGGUCACAUGGGUCUCACUGGGACCUGGUCCCUUUCCUGCAGGCUGGGUUGGAGAAGGGGAAGUGUGUAGGGGAUGUCCUCCUCCAUACUGGUGAGGGACAGGGCUGCCUGUGGCCAGGGGUGGUAACUGGAGCAGGGCCCUACCCGGCAGGGACCGUGUCUGUGUGCGUGCACGUGUGCUUGUGUCUGUGUGUGGGUGUGUGCAGCCCUAGCUCUGAGGAGCAAGUGUUGAGGGGACAGCUCCUUCCCUCUGCACUUGAGCCAGGGUGGCAUUGCUCACUGGCGCUGGGACAGUCAGGGUGAUCCCAUCGCCUACCUCUACAACUAAAGAGCCCUCUGGGCCUGUGUUGCUGUUAUUCCUACUGAUCUGUUUCUUUGUUGUUCCGUUUUGUUUGUUUUGUUUUUCUUUUUGAAUUUUAAAUUCUGUUUUUUAAACCAAAACAAACAAUAGUUUAUUUUCUUCCUGCCUCUUUGGGGCUGAGCCUGGGUCUGCAGACUGAAUGUAACCGGGGCAACUGCCUCUCCCUGUCAUUCCUCCAGCUCUGGCAGGUGCUGUGAGGUGCAGCAGUAAGCCCAUCUCUCCAGGCCCAGAAGCCCUUCUUGCCCAAAGGCUUCCGUGGUCCCCAGCCUUGCCUGGGCCACCUCAGGAGAGUGUGCUUUUCCUGUAGUUUCUGAGGAAUAUUCUUUGUCUAGAGGUACUUGUUUUUUUAUUGAGAAAGCCCCUUGUAACAUUUGUGGGACUGUUGGAACUGGAAGGUCUGGGGGGUGGGGGGAGGCUGGACUCAAUGCCAGGAUCGUUGGUACUCACGUAUUUCAUUUCUGUGUGUGUGUGUGGUAAGUGUGUGUGCUGUGUGUGUGGACAGAUGUUUCACUUUCCUUCCUUGCUGAAUAAGGUGGAGAGACUUCUGACCUUUUGCUACCUCUUGAAUUCACGGAAACAGUAUGUUGGUGAUGGGCAGUUGAGGCCUAGAUGCUUUUGUUUUCCUCUAGGGGGAGUGAGCCGGGCUCGGGCUGGCCUGAGCAUCCUCCUGGGUCAGUCACUGUCCUUGGGGCCCCCACUGCUCACUGAGUCCAGGUGAGAGUUGAGAGUCCCUGGUAUGGGGCAGGCUGUGGGGCAGGUACAGGGCAUCUGAGCAAGAGGAGCUGGAAGGAGGGAACAGGUCUCAGCAGUUCCCUGCCAGCGCCAGGAUGAGGUGGAAGUGAGCCCCCUCCCAUCCUGUCUCCUCACAUUGAGCUUUGAGGAGCUGACCAAAGCAUGGGGACUGAGUAUUGGCACCUCAGAGCAGGCCUGGCCUCAGCUACUCUGGUAAGAGCCUGGCUACCACUUAUGGGCUCAGUUUAUCUGGGGUCCCACUCUUGCCCCUGAACUAUGGCCUUCUUGGUCAGCUGCAGUACUCCAUGGGCCCUAGCUGGACUCCAGGCCAGACCAACAUUUCCAUGCUUGCCCCAACGUCCUUGGCCAACUGGAGUCACAGGGCUGGGCCAGCAGGCUUUAUCUUACUCAUUCUGUUUCAUGCUUUUCUUUCCUUUUUUCCUUUUGAUUUUUAAGUUCAGACCAAAAAAAUUCCAGAGUCAUCCCCUACCCCCAGCCCUCCAAAGACCGUCCAGCUGCAAACAGCCUGAGUUCAGGGACCUGAGCGGUGAAUGGUGUGUUUUUGGGAGUGAGGGGCUCUGGCCACAUGAGGGCUUCUGGCUGAGCCUGCCAUGUGGUGUCCCCAGCUGUUCCCCCUUACCUUUGGGUGGAAGACAAAGAACUGGACCCAAGGUCUCAAUUCCAGCUAGUCAGGCUGAGCACCUGACAGGAGACUCCUGGGCUCUACUCCACCCAGUGAGGGGGCAGGGCUGUCCUAGGGCCCCUGUUCUCUUAACCCCACCCCACCCAUCAGCACUUAAGCCACACGACACAAAGUCUGUACCGCACGGGAAUUGUGUAUACGCCUGGCUGUGUUCAUGGCCUCCUGGGCCGUGGGCAGCCACAUCUGUGAGGUGACUCAAAAAGUAGGUGAUUCCUCUGCAGAACUUCAGGGACUGGGAGCAAAGCCCCCUCACUCAACGACGUCUGUGCGACAUAGUAUUGUACCCACCUUAGUAUUGUAUCAAGCCUUUUCUGUAUUUUAAUGAGAAAGCAAAACACUAGUUUCCUAUUUAAAAGAUUUUAAGGGUUUACGGGGUGGGACAGGGUUGACACAGCAUUUGGUUUUGUUUUCCUUUUCCUUUGACUCCAUGUCUGGUGCGUGCUUGAGAGAGUGUGUGUGUACAGAUGUUAAGAGCCUCACAAGGAAAUUGGGCCGUAGAGGCCAAGGCGGCUUACAGUUCUCUGCUUUAGUCACUUAAUUCCUGAAUGUUUCGGAGAAACAGGAAACAGAAUAGCAGAUGUCAUAUAGGAAAGAAAAUAAAAACAACAACAAAAAGGAAAAAAAAAAAAAAAGAAAGCUCAUACCCAAAUUCACAAAACCUAUUUUUUAAACCAAAGCACAUUUUGAAUGAGUAUGAAACCUCAAUGGGCUCAGAAAAAAGAUACUAAUAUAUUUAUCUCAUUGUUUACAUAAACUUCUACAGUUUCAGACCUCAGCAGCUGUAAGGCCAGUCCCAGGGAAUCGUCACCUUCUGCUGGGGUGUUCUUCUGAGUUGGCCCUGGAACGACUCAUGGGCAGAGAGGUAGGCCUGGGGUCAGGAACAGGCUGGACGCCUCCCUGGACUCACCUGAGCCUUCAUCCCCAUUCCUGGGACCUCUCCGAGCCCAGCUGGCACCAAAGAGCUUGGGCUAGUGCUGACCAGCCCCUGUGGUCUCAUGGCUGGACCUCUGUGGUUCUGACCAAUUGUCACAGGGGGGCUGUCAGCUCUGGCCACAGGACCUGAGUCUGGGCUUGGGACCCAGGGUGGAAGUGAGCUCCCUUUGCUGCUCUGCCCAUGACUCUCCGGGGUGGGUUGAUGUAAGGGUCUCACUUAAGCCAAAAAGCCAGGACCUUUGCACAGCUUAGUCAACUCAGUGUGUUACUACCCCAGGCAGCAGAAGGGGCUGACUGGGCCUGGUCCUUACCAACACAGACGGUGCAAACACUCUUAACAGUGUUGUUUUUUGUAUCAAUAUGUUUGUGCAGUGAUGAAUGUAUUUAUUUCUCAGACCUGGGGCGAGUGAGCUGGUGUGUGGUAGGCCUGGCUCUGCCACUGCCCACCCCCGCCUGACUGAGCCAUGGCAAGGGCUCCUCCAGGAUUGCAAAAAAGGAAAAAAGAAAAGAACCUUUAAGCAAAUAAUCUCAGAGACUUGCAGCAUAGCCAUAUACCACAGCCUGUGAAAUGAACAAUCUGGACCCAGACUGACUCUCCAGAACUCAUUGAGUCAGGGGGGGAUGUUUCCCGUCCAUCACCACUGGGGAGACUGGGCCACUGGCCCACUGCCCCACAUCAGUAUUCACUGGACCUCAGGCCCCUGUGCAGGAGUGCGAUCUAGCUAGGCUGGUGGGCAGGCAGAUUCUUGCUUUCCUGUGGCUGUCCUGAGUAGGGGAAACCUGGGCAGCCAGGAGGGCAGGGUGCAGAGCUGGUGCUACUUCCAGUCCAUCCCCAGGCUUGGGGAGCAAAAGUUGAAGGCGCCAAACUGAGAAGGGCAGACAGAGUCCUCAGCCCUGCCAUGCCCCCUUCAAGGGACCAAGGUCCUUUUCAUCCCCUGAACCAUGUUGGGGCCGAUGUUACUGAACCUGUGAAUUGGAUGCCAGGAAUGAGGGGAUGGAGAGGGACCCGAGCAGAGCCUGAGUGUGACAUUCCAAACCAGGGAUGGGUGGGAUCUGUGGGAAUUGCUGCCCAGGAUCCCCUUCCUAGGAUGCCCCCAGCUUUAGUCACCCUCUUAAUUUUCUACCAGGGACCCCUCCCCCUACCUCACCUUGCUAUUUAUUGCUGUAAUUUAUUGACCUCAAAAAUGCUGCAUAACAGACCUCAUUUGGGACAGGGAGGGUCCCCAGGGCUCCCCCCUUCCACUUGGCAGGGCCCCGUGGGGCCAGGUGCUGAGGGGAGCCUCUCUGUAUCCUACUCAUCACUUGCUUCCCCCUGCCCCUCUGGGGGCCCCUGGUUGGGCACUGGCCCAUUUGCAAAUACCUCGAGGGGGAGGGGAAGGGAUGGGGUUAUAGCUGUUCUGUUUCAUUGGAACUGGAAGAGGGAUCAUGUCCUACUAUGCCCUUGGGGGGUGUACGCUGGGAUCGCACUCCUGUACUGGCCACUGCCAUUGUCAUUCAUAUUGAGUUCACCUCCCUUGAAAAUUUGGAUAAAUUCAGGUCGGAGCUGCAGGUACGCAGCCCUCCAGUGUCAUAGAAAAAUGAUUCACUGACGACUGAUCUCUCCAUUCAGAAGCGUGCAGUCUUAAUGUACAGUGAUGAGAAACUGUUAUUUUAUGAUCUUUUCAUUAAA
Molecule: messenger RNA, 6610 nt
Organism: Octodon degus (degu)
Lineage: Eukaryota; Metazoa; Chordata; Mammalia; Rodentia; Octodontidae
Gene: Hic2
Product: HIC ZBTB transcriptional repressor 2
Exons: 2
Coding region: 92-1915 (607 amino acids)
Biological process (GO): regulation of transcription by RNA polymerase II
Cellular component (GO): nucleus
Molecular function (GO): protein binding; DNA-binding transcription factor activity, RNA polymerase II-specific; RNA polymerase II cis-regulatory region sequence-specific DNA binding
Source: RefSeq, a predicted model, not a curated record